AUGCUUAACCCCAUCCUAAAUAGCCGAAGCCCAGUGCCGCUCAAAACUAAAAUACAAAUCUACCUCAUGUAUAUCAGACCUCUCCUAACAUACGCCGCCGAGUCCUGGGGCCCUUGCAUUGCGCUCUCAAACUGGAAUCUAAUUGAUUCAGUUCAGACCAGUUGCAUACGGACCAGCGCUGGCCUCAUGAAUUUCGUAUCCAACCAAAACGUUGGAGACUCUUCCAGAAUAAAAACCCUACGUGAAGUAGUCACGGAAAACUCAAAACACCUUCUCAAAUCAUAA
Messenger RNA from Macrosiphum euphorbiae (potato aphid), 285 nucleotides. Lineage: Eukaryota; Metazoa; Arthropoda; Insecta; Hemiptera; Aphididae. The record is from the annotation of a GenBank genome assembly.